AGAAGGUCUCGUGUGGAAUGUGGUUCACCGGCCUGGUAAUUCACGUGGCUUCUGUGGCCCCGUGACCUGCCCUGGUCGUUGGAGUCGUUAUGAGGGACUGGGACCCAGGAAACCUCGAAAUGGAUUCAUUGGCCUUUGAGGAUGUAGCUGUGAACUUCACCCUGGAGGAAUGGGUUUUACUGGAUUCCUCACAGAAGAAACUCUACAGAGAUGUGAUGCAGGAGAACUUCAGGAAUGUGGUCUCAGUAGGAACAAAAUGGGAAGAUCAUGACAUUGAAGAGUGGUACGAAAACCAGGGGAGAAAAUUAAGAAGUCCUAUGAUAAAGAGAAUCUCUGAAAGUAAAGACAGUAGUUACUGUGGAGAAAACUUCACCCUUAUUCCAGCUCUCAAUCUGAAGAAGGAAACUCCUGGUUUAAAACCAUGGGAAUUCGGUGCCUGUGCAAAAGUCUUCAUGCAUCAUUCAUCUCUUAAUAGUCACAUUAAAUGUCACAUUGAAGACAAACCAAGAGAGCAUCAAAGUUCUCUUCGAACACAUGAAAGGAGUCACAAUGGAGAGAAACCCUAUGAAUGUGAACAAUGUGGAAAAACCUUUAAAAGUCCUAAAACUAUUCGAAUGCAUGAAAGAAUUCACAGAGGAGAGAAACCUUAUGAAUCUGGGCCAGGCAGCAUGCAGGGAAUCUUAGUUCCCCAACCAGGGAUGGAACUUGUGCCCCCUUCAGUGGAAGCCUGGAGUGUUAACUGCUGGAAGUCCUGA
Hippopotamus amphibius kiboko is the source of this 755-nucleotide messenger RNA. RefSeq names its product zinc finger protein 14-like. Gene Ontology annotation, molecular function: RNA polymerase II transcription regulatory region sequence-specific DNA binding; DNA-binding transcription factor activity, RNA polymerase II-specific. The record is from RefSeq and is a predicted model, not a curated record. Lineage: Eukaryota; Metazoa; Chordata; Mammalia; Artiodactyla; Hippopotamidae. Gene Ontology annotation, cellular component: nucleus. Gene Ontology annotation, biological process: regulation of transcription by RNA polymerase II. Bases 90 to 755 code for a protein of 221 amino acids. The transcript has 2 exons.